This is a messenger RNA of Dendrobium catenatum, 1408 nucleotides long. RefSeq names its product WRKY transcription factor WRKY51. NCBI's taxonomy places the organism in Eukaryota, Viridiplantae, Streptophyta, Magnoliopsida, Asparagales, Orchidaceae. Gene Ontology annotation, molecular function: sequence-specific DNA binding; DNA-binding transcription factor activity. The transcript has 4 exons. Bases 196 to 1191 code for a protein of 331 amino acids. The record is from RefSeq and is a predicted model, not a curated record. Gene Ontology annotation, biological process: regulation of DNA-templated transcription.
GAAAACUCCCUUCUUUCUCUUUUACUUUUUUUUCCCCCUUAAUUUGUAAUUUUGAUAUUUAAUUAUUUUAUUGUUUUUCCUUUCUACUUUAUAAAUGUUGGCCCAAUCUCUUCUUCAUCUUCUUCCAAGAACUCAAAUAGUUUAUGGUGCAGGAGACAGCUAGUGUUUCGGAAGCGAGGAGCGAGAGAGUGUGACAUGGCCGUUGAUCUAAUCGGCUACGCGAAGAUGGACGAUCAGAUCACGAUUCAGGAGGCCGCGGCGGCCGGGAUCCGGAGCAUGGAAAACCUAAUCUUCCAGCUCAAUCGUCACCAUCAGAAAUCCACCUCAUCGUCUGCAACGGCAGCCACCAUCGAUUGCCGGGAAAUCGCCGAUCAUACCGUCUCAAAGUUCAAGAAGAUGAUCUCCAUCCUAAAUCGCACCGGACACGCUCGAUUCCGCCGCGGCCCUUCCAGUCCAAUUCUUCCGGCCGCUGUAAAACCUACACCGCAGGUAGCGGUUCUGCCUUCUGCGCCGGCUAUGGCGGUACCCGUUGUCCCCUUACAGAGCCUGACGCUGGAUUUCACCAAGCCGAGCUCCGUUGGCGGUGGAUCCACUGAUCUUGCCAUCGUCGCCGCAUCAUCAGGGAAGUACAUUAAAGAGACCUUCAGCAUCUCGACGCCGAUUUCUUCGGCGAACUCUUCCUUUAUGUCAUCGAUCACAGGCGAUGGAAGUGUCUCUAAUGGCCGCCCGGGCGGGACAACCUCUCUUCUCCUUCCGCCAGCGCCGGCCAUCUCUGCUGGCGGUGUCGUUGCCGGCAAACCGCCGCUCGCUGCCUACAAGAAGCGCUGCCAUAGCCACGCUCACUCGGAAGACUUUGCCGGAAAGUUCGCUGCUAACGGCGGUCGCUGCCACUGUUCCAAGCGCCGAAAGAAUCGCGUGAAGAGGACGAUCCGCGUUCCGGCGAUUAGCUCAAAGAUGGCGGAUAUCCCACCCGACGAGUACUCAUGGCGAAAGUAUGGUCAGAAACCGAUCAAGGGCUCUCCAUAUCCAAGAGGAUACUACAAGUGCAGCAGCCUGCGCGGUUGCCCGGCGAGGAAGCACGUGGAGCGCGCGCCGGACGAUCCCUCGAUGCUAAUCGUCACCUACGAGGGCGAGCACCGCCACUCUCAGCCGUCCGAUGCCCUCGUCUUCGACACGCACCGCGAGAUCUGAGCCGCCCGUUUUUCUUUUCCUUUUCCACCUCUUCUUCCGAGUGUAGCCUGCACUUCUUUUCUCUUUCAUACUUUUUUUUUCUUUCGUUUAUUUGCUAUUUAGGCCUCCACUAUUUACGACUAUCAUUUUCCCUCUCUCUUGAGGGUCGAUCCUGUAAAAAAGAAAAAGAUUGGAAAAAGGAAGGAGAAAUUGAAUUGAGCUCAUUUGACCAACUGUA